This is a messenger RNA of Saccostrea cuccullata (small rock oyster), 1623 nucleotides long. Its product is annotated as multiple epidermal growth factor-like domains protein 10. The coding region runs from base 1 to 1623 and encodes 540 amino acids. Gene Ontology annotation, molecular function: scavenger receptor activity. The record is from RefSeq and is a predicted model, not a curated record. The transcript is spliced from 11 exons. Lineage: Eukaryota; Metazoa; Mollusca; Bivalvia; Ostreida; Ostreidae.
AUGGCAGCUGAUGAUGACGACGAAUUGGCAACAGGUCACAACGCAGAGCAGGGUACCGUUUGGGUUUGUUCUUCAAAUCUAGAGUACUGUAAUCUUAAAUAUGUAGCCAAGAAUGCUGUAGAUGGAGAUAAUAGCACAUGUAUGAGGGGCGAAAGGAUUUACCGUUCUUCUGAUUGGUGGCGAGUGGAUCUAGGAGAUAUUCAUAGUGUUUAUAGUAUACGAAUUAUAUUCAGGAACUACAGCGAGCUUGGAGAUUAUGAAUUGAGACAAAGGGGGCGUUUUGCAGGAUUUUACCUGUUUUUAACAAAUACCAAAAAUUUAGUCGAUGGAAUUUUAUGCUAUAAAGACGGGCCUGAAUUACCCCCAUUAGACUUUAGUACAACUUGUAUUGGAUAUGGUCGAUUUUUCAUAUUUUACAACGAACGCUUUAGUGGGAAAAUUUAUCCAGAGGGAUACACUGCUGAUAUUGUUAACGAACUCUGUGAGGUGAAUGUCAAAGGUUGUUUUAACUCAAAUGUCUAUGGUUCAGAAUGCAAUAUUUCCUGCCCUGAGAAUUGCCGCGAAAGCCGAUGUCAUAUUGUGAAUGGAACAUGUUUCAAUUGCAAGGCUGGGUGGAUAGAAGAUACCUGUAAUAAACCAUGUUCUGCUGGAUUUUACGGAGAUGAUUGCAAAUACCAGUGCAAAGGACAUUGCAAAGAUAACCUUCCUUGUAACCACUCGACCGGAGAAUGUGACGAUGGUUGUGAUAAUGGGUGGUCAGGAGCUGACUGUAACGAAUUUUGUCCUCUCGGGACGUAUGGUCCAUAUUGCUUAAACAACUGCAGUGGAAACUGCUGGAAUGGGGCAUUCUGUAACAGAGUGACAGGGAAUUGCGAUAGAGGAUGUAGCCCAGGCUAUAUUGGAGAACGUUGCCAAGAAGAAUGUUCACUUGGAUAUUAUGGAAAAGACUGUUUAACCAUCUGCACUGGUCACUGUGAGAACAAUGGAACUUGUCAUCAUGUUGAUGGAAUCUGUCUUAAUGGAUGUGAAGAUGGAUACUUUGGAAAACACUGUAACAAAACUUGCCCUGUCGGUUUCUUCAGUAGAAAUUGCUCUAAUAUGUGUUCAAAAAACUGCAUAGAUGUAUGCAGAUAUAAAGAUGGUGUAUGUUCCUGUGCUCCUGGUUGGAAAGAUACACCUAACUGCAGCACAGAAUGCUUACCUGGAAAAUAUGGAAUUAACUGCCUAUACAAAUGUAGUGGUCAUUGUAAACAUGGCGAUAUUUGCAGUAGAUUUGACGGACACUGUCCUAUGGGAUGUAUGGACCCAUUUUUAGGACUAAUCUGUGACACUGAGCGUAAAUAUGAAGGUACGUCUUCAACAUGCGCAUCAGGGACGGGGCUUGCUAUUUCUAUUGCUUUGAACGUCACAGGAAUUAUAGCAUUUGCUACAUUGUUUAUUUUCAAAACAUCAUGCAUACUAAGAUUGCAGAAAUUGAACAACAUCAGAGAGAAGAAAACAGUUGCUGCUAAUAUCAAUUUUAGAAAUCAUAGUGAAAAUAGUACUUAUAACGAUCAGGAUCAGUAUGAAGAAGUACAUGAACAAGAAGACAAGAGUCCAUAUGAAUGUCUUCCGCCGAUAUGA